AUGGCGGAAGAUCAUCCAGAAACCGCAGCUUCUACUGGCCAUAAUGGCCGUUCUUCCACCUCUGGAAAUCCCACUACUGUCCCCCGUGGUGGAGUUCGCCUGAACCAAAUCGCAGAGUCAUGGGAAGAUGAAGACCUCUCUUCUGAAGAGGAGCAAGAUAGCGAUGCUGAGACAACUAUCACUGCUCCGCCUAGCUCUUCUCCCGCAGCAAGUAGCUAUGUUGGAUCUCAAGUCCCACCGCAUCAUGGCAUACGCGCUCCUCCACCUACGCCAAAUGUGUCCCGCCAGUCUAGCUGCCGUUCUACUACCAGCACUGCCUCGCACAGCUCAUCUACAUAUGGCAAGCGUCCAGAGAAGCAGGCUGCUGUGGCCAACCGCAUGAUUGCUAGUGCUUUGGGUAUUCGCUCUACUCGCACUGAAGCCCAAAAAGCAUAUGACAGGACUAUGCUUGCCAAUGAAAAGAAGCGCCGUGAACAAGAGAAGAUUGCAGAAGAGAAGAGGAAGGCGGAUGCUGAGAAGGCUAAAGCGGCCAUAUGGGAGUCCUGA
This is a messenger RNA of Arthroderma uncinatum, 546 nucleotides long. RefSeq lists its product as uncharacterized. The transcript is spliced from 2 exons. Bases 1 to 546 code for a protein of 181 amino acids. The record is from RefSeq and is a predicted model, not a curated record. Lineage: Eukaryota; Fungi; Ascomycota; Eurotiomycetes; Onygenales; Arthrodermataceae.